AUGACACACCAUGGACUGUUCGGUCCGCAUUCAGCGACAAUCUCCGUGCCUUUUACACUACAAUGAAUCGCUAGUUUCAUAAAGUCAUCACGAAAUUGGCAACGUUAAAUCGGCCUUUUUCGGAUACCAAUAAUCUACGUGAUUCCGGCCAGGAUCAACGCACGGCACGCAAGGUACAUACAAAUACGUGUGUGGGACUAGCUACACGAGCUGGACUUUUUUGCGUUACUGAAAUAGUGCUCAGAAUUCAAGUAAUUCAUCUACUAAAUGACCAUAACAGACAAGAAACAAGUCAAAGACUACAGUGCCUACACUUCAGGAAGGAUGGAAGAUGUAUGCUUGAACCCAAAUGAGGACGUUUCAAGUUGCGGAAGCUGUCUUCGUGACUUUGCUACCCUCCCAGACAAACCCUCUUGGUGUGUAGAUAGGCCCCCCCAAAAAAAUCUACUGGCAUUAUGGAUUAUUUUAUUAUUACUUGCCUUUGCUGUCUGCUGCAUCUUAUGUUAUUGUUUUUGGAGGAAGAUCUGGGAGUGGAUUCUAAUUACCCGUAAAAGGAUCAUUGACUGGAUUGAUAAUAUUAGAAAUAGUACGGACACUCCUGAUUCUCCUCCGUCACCUCAAAGCAUUCCAUUAGAUGGAGGAAAGGAAAAUGAUAACAUUGCACCUGAAAAAGGAGAUAAAAAAGAGACAUCUCCUAUGCUACCUAAAAAAGACACUUCUGAAAAUUCUCCAACUCCUGUGUAACAGUGAAGCUUUAGGCCAACUUAAUAAACAACAGUCCCGGCCUCCCAGGAUUGAAUUCAGUAUUCGGAUUGAGUCAAUACUUUACUUAACACUUAGUUUGGCCAAGUGAAAGGGCUUAAGCCUUUUUUUUUUUAUUCAGAUGAUUACAUCAUCCCCGAAGUUUUUUUACUCUUGAAAGCCAACCAUUAGCCAAACUGCUCUCUUAUAGUUAUGGUGACACAGAACCAAUCCAAAAUUAAGCUCAUGAAACAUGUCGCAUUAAUUAUGCAAGCUUAAUUUGCUUUUGCGCAGAUUAUCAUGACCGGUGUAGUUGAAGGGGGAACCAGUCAAGGCUUUCAAAACAUUAGCUCAAAUCUGCUGGCCAGCUUUCUUAGAUUUCAAGUAAAAUACCUAGCCAACAAUUCAUCAGAAUAUCAAAAGUUGAAAACUAGUUGAGGAAAAUGGUAUUUCUGAUUUAGAUAUUGAAUCAAAUACCAUCCCAGACCAUAAUGAUUUAUAGAAAUGUAUUUGUAGCACAAAUUGAGGUUAAUCAAUCAAGCCCUGCAUUUGUCAGUACAUGGUGAAUUUGUCUUGAAUGUCUAUUCUUCUAUUUAUGUUUUUUUUAACAUGAGGGAUAUAUAGAUGGUGUAUUAAAUAUUUAAAGGUCUAAAUUUUCAACAAUUUUAAUAACUGAAUCAAAAAUUGAUGUUUAAAAAAAAAAAAAUCAGAAAUUGCUGAAGCAUAGCAAUGAUACUCUUGCCAUAUGAAUUUAUCUAAAUGUAAUGUUUAUUUCAGAGCUAUGUUGUAUAUCAUGCUUGAUAGAAAAAUCAGAUGGUAUUUUAAUGUAUACUCUUUUUUUUUAUUACCAAGUUUUAAAAACAUUAUUUGACCACUCAUUCAAUUCUCAUCGGUGGUGAAUUAAAAAAAAAAAUCAGUCAUUAAUACACACAUGAAUUGCCCCAAAAUUGCCUUUUUAAGAGUUACUCUAACUUCAAAACUAACUGUAUGUUGUAUUCACCCUGUGUAUACCAUUGAAUAUUCUUGACAUUUAAAGCCAGGGUAAUAAUCAGCCGCGCCAGGAGUGUCAAGUCAGACAGACAUGAGCCCACUAUUAUUGUUAUAAAUGUAAGCUGCAAAUGUGCUGCCAUGCCUUAUCAAAACCGACCAAGGAUUUCAUCAUGAGAACAGUGUAGCCAAAAAUUAUUUGUGACACCCA
This is a messenger RNA of Strongylocentrotus purpuratus (purple sea urchin), 1939 nucleotides long. RefSeq lists its product as uncharacterized. The transcript is spliced from 4 exons. The record is from RefSeq and is a predicted model, not a curated record. Lineage: Eukaryota; Metazoa; Echinodermata; Echinoidea; Camarodonta; Strongylocentrotidae. Bases 268 to 744 code for a protein of 158 amino acids.